Molecule: messenger RNA, 1070 nt
Organism: Nothobranchius furzeri (turquoise killifish)
Lineage: Eukaryota; Metazoa; Chordata; Actinopteri; Cyprinodontiformes; Nothobranchiidae
Gene: vcpkmt
Product: valosin containing protein lysine (K) methyltransferase
Biological process (GO): peptidyl-lysine trimethylation
Cellular component (GO): cytosol; cytoplasm
Molecular function (GO): protein-lysine N-methyltransferase activity
Source: RefSeq, a predicted model, not a curated record
AUCGUUUUAAAUAGCACAGAAAACACAUAAUUUGAAGCUGGAUGAUAGAAAAUGUGUUUUUUUAAGCCAUCGUGUCUGUUAGCUUCGGUGUCGGUAAUCCACAUAAUAAAAAAGUCCAAAUGUUUCUCAAAAUCUCAAUUUCAAAUGUGCACGGAGCACGCUACACAAGGCUCUUAUUCUGAAAGGAAAAAUCAAGAACCGGACGUUGUUUUCAUUUCCGGUUUGAGCCAACAUGGCGACGAACACGGAUGACAGCAAGUAUUUCGUGAGAGAAAUUGAGAAAAAUGACGGUUGUAGCUUAAGGCUGAAGCAGUGCUACAUAGGGGAUGUUGGUUGUGUGGUCUGGGACGCGGCUAUUGUUCUCGCUAAGUAUUUAGAGACGAAACAGUUUUACGAGCCGACUUCAGGAGUCAACGUGUGGUCCGGAAAGACGGUGGUGGAGCUGGGAGCUGGGACAGGAGUCGUGGGUUUGAUGGCAGCAACACUUGGAGCCCAGGUUAAAGUGACCGAUCUGGAAGAUUUGCUGCCCCUUCUUAAGGUGAACAUCCAAGAAAAUCAGGCACUCAUAAGUAGCGGGUCCAUAACUGCCAAGGUACUGAAAUGGGGUGAAGAUAUAUCCGAGUUCCUGCCUCCUCCUCAUUACAUUCUUAUGGCUGAUUGCAUCUAUUAUGAGCAGUCGAUCGUACCGCUGGUGGAGAGCUUGAAGCUGCUUUCAGGACCUGAAACGUGCAUCAUUUGCUGCUAUGAACAACGUACUGAAGGCAUCAAUCCAGAGGUAGAAAGAAAGUUUUUUGAGUUGCUGCAGCAAAACUUUAGCUGUGAGAAGAUCCCUUUGGACAAACAAGACCCAGAGUUCAGCAGUCCGGAAAUCCACGUUUUGCACAUUCGAAGAAAACAGAAGAAAUAGAUACCUUUGUUUUCUUAAAAAUGUGUCCUCAAACUACCUAAACAUUACGUUUUGUAGUAGAAAACUGAAAGUCUACGUGGACUGUAUAUAAUAGUUUUUUGUAUUUUUAUAUGAUUAUUUUUACAAGAUAAUUAUAACAUGAAAUAAAAGUAAAUCUGCUGAA